GCCUUAUUGGCGCCUGAGAAGACCAGAAAGGCACUCUCCAAAGUAGCAUUCGUAGCUGCUUUUCCCGCCCACCCAACCGGCUCGCAGCACCAAUGAGGAGAUUCAGUCCAGCCACCCAGCCCAGUCCAGUCAUGCAGGUACAUGAAGAUGGAGACAACCUCAUCCCCUUUGCCAAGUGUUCCAGGGUGGUCAGGCGAUCUCCACCCCUUAGUUUGCCUUCCCAGAGCCUCAGACUGACACCCCAGCGUUAUGGAGACAUCUUCUGGGAGAACCUUAGUCAAAGACCCAGCCCUACCUGGAUGGAAGAACAGUGCAUUCCAUCCCUGCCGAGAGCCACUGGUUGUUCCCAGCCCAGGGUGUAUCCCCCUGAGGGGCUCCCACCCCCUGAGAUGCUUUGCAGAAGAAAGAGAAGGAGGCCAUAUUUGGCAGGAAUGCAGCAGGGACCUGGGGGCAUCCCAGCUCGAGUAAGGGCUGUCGCUUACCACCUAGAGGAUCUAAGGAGGAGACAGAAAAUCAUCAAUGAACUAAAGAAGGCCCAGUGGGGCAGCUCUGGGGCUGCAUCUGAGCCCCUGGUGCCUGGCAAAGCUGGCUGCAGAUUCCCCAGCAGCACUGAGCACCAUGAUCUGGAAGAGGAGAGGGCAACCUAUCCACAGGAAGAGGACCACUUUCUCCCUCCUGGCAGGGCCCAGCUGCUUUGGUCUCCUUGGAGUCCCCUGGUCCAGGAAGGAUCGUGUCUCUCCAGGCUGAGCUCUCUACCCCCCUACAGCACUGCCACAGCCAGUAGGAACCCCCUUUACAGUAGCUGGGGGAUGGAGUGGCAGUCUGAGGAGUAA
This is a messenger RNA of Molossus molossus (Pallas's mastiff bat), 833 nucleotides long. RefSeq names its product inhibitor of CDK, cyclin A1 interacting protein 1 (gene INCA1). The record is from RefSeq and is a predicted model, not a curated record. Gene Ontology annotation, biological process: negative regulation of cyclin-dependent protein serine/threonine kinase activity; negative regulation of cell population proliferation. Gene Ontology annotation, cellular component: cytoplasm. Gene Ontology annotation, molecular function: cyclin binding; cyclin-dependent protein serine/threonine kinase inhibitor activity. The transcript has 8 exons. Lineage: Eukaryota; Metazoa; Chordata; Mammalia; Chiroptera; Molossidae. The coding region runs from base 93 to 833 and encodes 246 amino acids.